CAGAAUCCCAGUUGCUGGCAAUGUCCCGAGAACAAAAGAAAAUGGUCAAGGCCCAGGAAUCACUGACAUUCAAUGAUGUGGGUAUGGAGUUCACCUUGGAGGAGUGGCAGCUCCUGGACGCUGCUCAGAAGAAGCUGUACUGGGACGUGAUGUUGGAGAACUAUCGCAACUUGGUGUCCAUUGGUUAUCAAGUCAGCAAACCAGAAGCACUCUCCAGGUUGGAACAAAGAAAACAAUCAUGGACUAUAUCAGAUGAAAACCAUCGUGGAGUCUUUUCAGAAAUCCGGAAAGUUGAUAAUCACCUGCUUAGGCAACAGCAAAAUGAAAGAAAGGUUGACAGCAUGGAACAGUGCUAUGAACAUAAUGCAUCGGAAAAUAUUGUUCAUCAGCACAAAAAUCAUUUUCCUUUAAGGGAAAAUCAUGCUGUAUUUGACUUACAUGAAAAAGCUGUGAAGUCAAAUUUAACUUUACCGGCAGUCAACCAAAGCAGAAGCAAUGAAAUAAAGAACUCUGCUGAGCCUAAUGGAGAUAAGAAAAGCUUUCUCCAUGCUGACCAGAAGCAAUUUUGUACUGAAAUGCAAUUCCCUGAGAGUCAAAAAUCCAACAGCACUGACUUUCAAAUCAUUAAGCGUCGGAAAACUCACAAAAUACAGAAACAGCAUGUAUGCAAUGAAUGUGGGAAAGCCUUCCUGAGGAAGUUUUUGCUCACCGAACACCAGUUCAUUCAUACAGGAGAGGAACCCUAUAAAUGCAAUCUGUGUGGGGAAAUUUUCUUUAAAAAGUUCAAGCUUAGUGAACAUUAUCACACAACUCAUAAAGGAGAAAAACCGUAUAAAUGCACAGAAUGUGACAAAGCUUACCUGCAUAAAUCACACCUCAAUAAACAUCAGAAAACUCAUAUGGCAGAGAAACCCUACGUAUGUGGUGAAUGUGGUAAAGGCUUCAACCAGAAGGGACAUCUCACUGUUCAUCAGCGAACUCAUACUGGAGAGAAACCCUAUACAUGCAGUGAAUGUGGAAAAGGCUUUAACCAGAAGGGAAAUUUUGUUAGUCAUCAGCGAAUUCACACUGGAGAGAAACCCUACAUAUGCAGUGAAUGUGGAAAAGGCUUCAUCCAGAAGGGAGAUCUCACUGUUCAUCAGAGAAGUCAUACUGGAGAGAAACCCUUCAUAUGCAAGAAACCCUUCAUAUGCAGUGCAUGUGGAAAACGUUUCAUCCAGAAGGGAGAUCUCACUGUUCAUCAGAGAAUUCAUACUGGUGAGAAACCCUACGUAUGUCGUGAAUGUGGUAAAGCCUUCAGUCAAAAGCCAUGCCUCGUAGCACAUAAGAGAUGUCACACAGGAAUAGUUUCCUUUGUAUGCAAUGAAUGUGGAAAAUCCUAUUCUCAGAAGUCAAAUCUCACUAAACAUCAGAAAAUUCACACAGGCGAGAAACCCUUUAAAUGUGGUGAAUGUGAGAAAAGCUUUGACAAGAAGGAAAAGCUCAUUGAACAUCAAAGAUCUCAUACAGGAGAGACUCCUUAUGGCUGCAAUGAAUGUGAAAAAACUUUUGCCUCCAAGUCUUGCCUUUUAUCACAUAAAAGAAUACACACUAGAGAGAAAUGUGUAGAUUCAGUGAAUGUGGAAGACCCUUCCACAGCAAGUCACAUCAAGUCACAUACCACUGAUCUCCAGCAGGAGAAAAGCCCUGUUAAUACGGUAAGUAAGGAGAUGCCUUCUCUGGCAGCUCAGACAUCAGUAAACACCUCUGAGUGUCUAACAGAUAAGAGCAUAGUCCUUGAGGGACAGCCUUUUGCUGGAUGUGAACCCUCAGGAGAUAACAGAGAGUUUGUACAGGAGAGAAACCUUAUGAAUGCAGCGAAUGGGGAAGAGCCUUCGGUGAUCAAUUACCUCAUAUUUUAUGUCACAUAAAACAGGUAGGAUAAAGUGAGAAACACUCACUGGGGAAGAGGGUUGAGUGAAAAUUUCUAUCUCAUUGUAUGGCUACAAAGUGUAUCCUGAGGGAAAUCAUAUGAAUGCAGAGACUGGGAAUGCCUGAUACACUCAUCCUACAUAAAUAUGUACUUUGAUAUCAUGACAUAAUCUGAUGUUAACACAAAUACAUACGCUUCAGUUGUUCUAUUGUGCCAAUAAAAUGAAUGAAAGUGUGAGUUAAUCUCAGUGGAGGAAAUAAAAGUGUGAAUUUCAAAAACAGAAAAGAUAAUCAGUGUCUUGAAUGUUGCCAUAAAUGAAAAAAGCCAUGACAGGUGGUUGGUUGCAAAAGGAUAAUGGAUUGGUGGGAUUUGGAGCACAUAUAGAUGAGUUCAGUUUCCCCAGAUCAGGGUGAAGGAAUAAUCGAAAACCAGAAUGUCUACCCUCAAUUUUACAACUUUCUAUUAUGCAGAAGGACCUAAAAAACAAUAACAUUACAUUGAGUUUAUUCAUUAAUGCAACAAAUGUUUGUCACAUACUGCCUUUGUGCCUGGCCGUGUUUCCAGAACUAAGGAUACAGUGGGGAAUAAAAAAAGAGAAAAGCACAUGCCUUCUUGGAGAGAGCAUUGAGUUAUUUGGAUUAUAUUUAAGUGAAAUCUUGACACUCCAACUAAUCUAGUCAAAGGAUGAUACAAUAUCUACACUAGGUAAAAGAGACAUGGAGUAAUUGGUACAAGGGGUUUAGUUAGAAUUUUUAGGAGUUAGAAAAUCCUAAAAAUUUCUUAUGACAAUUUCCUGUCAAAACUGGUUGCCAUUGAGUUGAUUCCCACUCAUGGUGACCCCCUGUGUGUGAGUGUAGAACUCUGCUCCCUAGGAUUUUCUGUGGCCCAUUUUUUGGAAGUAGAUCACCAGGUGUUUCUUUCAAGACACCUCUGGGUGGACUGGAGCCUGCUGUCUUUCAGGUUAGCAGCCAAUUGUGUUAACCGUUGGCACUACCCACAGAUUCUUGGGGUAAGGACUCCUUUUAAUAGUACUUAACCAUUGUAGGGAAAAAAAAAAAUUUUUUUUUGGUCCCCAUGUCUUACCUCCUCAAGGAGGUUAUAGAUUCCUUACUAGUUUUUUUGUUUUUCUAUUGUAUUGAAGUCAGUUCCUCUAUGUGGCCUUCGGCCUUACAUUUUUUGAAAAACAGCUUGAGAGAUUUUUUUCCCCUAAGCGCUGAGGAGGUCUUAUCUUUGCCCUAGUUUUUUGGAGAAGCAACAUGGAAGGAAGAAGUGGGUUCCUGUUGUUUUCUACCCCAAAAGGAUUGUUACUUAUGCCCAGGAUAUUUUCCUGGUUGAUUGACAUUUUCUGGGUAAGCUGUAAACAACUUGAUGGUUUGAUAGUUUAGUCUUGCCUGGUAAUUAAAAAGACCGGAGUUGGUGGACAUCUCAUGGGUAAUUGAAGAUUGGUUGAACUCUGGAAUUGUGAGGGAGGCCCCGCCUUGCAACUAACUGAUGAGAGUCAGGAUAUAUAUGUGUGUAGCUAAAAUAGAGAGGUUUGGGGGAGGCCUUCUGGAUUGCAGAAGAGAUGCUGAUUAAGAACAGGGAUGGCAGAGAAGAAGAGCCAUGUGAGAGUUGUGUGGUCCCAUGUUUACUACACUGACUGCCAAAACUAAAACCAGUUGCUGUCGAGUCAACUCCGACUCAUAGU
Messenger RNA from Trichechus manatus latirostris (Florida manatee), 3599 nucleotides. Its product is annotated as zinc finger protein 613-like. Lineage: Eukaryota; Metazoa; Chordata; Mammalia; Sirenia; Trichechidae. The transcript is spliced from 5 exons. Gene Ontology annotation, biological process: regulation of DNA-templated transcription. The coding region runs from base 21 to 1910 and encodes 629 amino acids. The record is from RefSeq and is a predicted model, not a curated record.